Molecule: messenger RNA, 3431 nt
Organism: Linum tenue
Lineage: Eukaryota; Viridiplantae; Streptophyta; Magnoliopsida; Malpighiales; Linaceae
Source: the annotation of a GenBank genome assembly
AUGAAAAGGGAAGUGGUCAAUGCUCCAGCUCAGCCAACCCAAAAACCUUCCAUUUCCGCGGAGUGAAAAAGGGGCAACAGACGGACACGCGACGAGUUGUUUUGCGAAUUGCGCGAGGGCAGUGCCGAAUCACAUCACUCAGCUGAGAAAAUCACAAUCACAAAGCGCGACAAAAUUCCCCUUUACCCGAAUCCUACCCAGUGAGAAAGAACUAUGCUUUGAUUGAAUCCUGCUUUCUCUUCCUUUCUGAUAAUUUUGGAGGAAUACUACUUGUUAGAGUUAUUAGGCUUAAGCUGCCUACUCUGUUUUGUUCUUUUCUUCCUUCUCUUCUGACUCGUCCUUCGGCAUCUCUGUACAACUUCCCCGCUUCUGGUAAUUCCAAGGGAUUCUUCAAUUGGGUUCCUAGCAAAUUUGCGCGUAAUGGGUCGUCUCCCUUCGUUGUCAGCUCAGAAUGCAACGCCGCCGGCCGGUCAGAUAGGCCACCCAGCCCAGUUUGAGUGAGAGGGAGAGAACUGGCUUUCGUUUUGUAAUGGAGGAAAAACAAAGUGAGAUUACUGAGGCAGCGAAGGCAGCAGCAGAUUUGCCUCCUCUUCCACCGCCUUUGACCGUGGGUAUCGCCGUCGACGGUAAGAAGAAGAGCAAGUAUGUCGUGAAAUGGGCACUCGAGAAGUUUGGUCAUGAGGAGAAAGUUGUGUUCAAGAUCUUACAUGUCCGCCCUAAGGUCACUCUAGUCCCUACUCCCAUGGGGAAUUCGAUUCCUAUAUCGCAAGUACGAGAUAGCGUAGCAAAGGCGUAUAGGAAGGAAAUGGAAUGGAAGGCCAACCAAUUGAUAGUUCCUUACAAAGACUUGUGUACUCAGAGAAAGGUACAAGUGGAUGUGUGUAUGACUGAAGCAGACAAUGUGGCAAAUGCAAUAGCAGAGGAAGUUUCCAAGAGUAUGAUUAGUAAGCUAGUCAUUGGAGCUUCUUCGCGUGGAAUGUUCUCAAGGAAACUCAAGGCACACCAUCUCUCCUCGAGAAUAUCAGCUUGUGCUCCGCGUUCUUGCACUGUGUAUGUGGUUUCCAAGGGGAAAUUGGCAUCGCUUCGCCCGUCUGAUUUGGACUCGAAUCCAAGCAUAGCGGAUGAUAGUAGUGUCACGAGUGGUCCUACUACCAGUGACUCGAGUAACAGUCUCAGCUCGCAUACAGAUGGAAGUUCAGGAUCUUCGUAUUUCAAUUUUCAUUCUUCUUCCCUCCCAAUGCAGCGAGUCCAAGCACUUGCUACCAUAAACCAGGGCUGCCUUCACUCCAGAACAACCUCACCUGAGGCCAUCAUCCAUUCUAGAUCCCUGUCCUUGGAACUUGAUGAAGUCAAUGCUGGUGGUGGUGGUGGUGCUGUUGGUUGUACUCCUAGCUCCCUAGAAUCUGCACAUCAUCUCAUCACUCGUAGCUCUAGUUUCUCAGCUGAUUUCCAAUCACCACUCUUCUCCGAUGAAGCUUCCGCGUCAGAUGGGCUCACAGAUAAUUCAUCAUCUGACAGUCAGGUAGCCUUCUACUUCUUCCCCUUUUCUCUGGUUCAUGUAAUAAGGGAUUAUGGCACUCAAUGCUUUAGCAGGCAAACUUCAACUUUGAGCUAGAAAAGUUAAGGCUUGAACUCAGGGUUAGAUGCAGUUACCGUGUUAAGAUCAAGCGACGGAUGUUCUGCUUCCUUCAGUUCAUUAACUUCCUAACUGAUGGCUGCCUUUCAGCUGAGCUCUCUUAAUCAGUGUCGGAUGGAGGGUGCAGCGAAACUGAAGGAGAUAAGCUCCAGGGAGGAGAAAGCCAAGGAACUAGCACAAGAAGAGAGGGGGAAAUGUGAAGCUGCACUCAAAGAAGCAGAACACAUGAGGAAAUGUGCCGAGAAAGAAUCUAUGCAGAGACGAGAAGCAGAGGCUAAAGCGAAGCACGAUGCUAAAGAGAAAGAGAGGCUGCAGAAUGCUCUUGUGGCUCCUCUGCAGCAGUAUCGGAAAUUCACUUGGGAGGAGAUCGAAUCUGCAACCUCAUCGUUCUCGGAAGAGCUCAAGAUUGGAAUGGGAGCUUAUGGAAAGGUGUACAGGUGCAGCUUUCAUCAUACAGUUGCAGCUGUGAAAGUUCUUCACUCUAAAGAGCCUCGCGAUAUAAAACAAUUCAAGCAGGAGCUAGAUAUCUUGAGCAAAAUUUGCCAUCCACACUUGUUGAUCCUUCUGGGAGCAUGUCCUGAUCACGGCUGCUUGGUCUACGAGUACAUGGAGAACGGUAGCUUGGAGGACAGGUUACUAAGGCUACACAACACUCAACCCAUUCCAUGGUUCGAGAGGUUCCGAAUCGCGUGGGAAGUAGCUUCAGCACUCGCUUUUCUCCACAACUCCAAGCCCGAACCAAUCAUCCACCGUGAUCUGAAGCCAGCAAACAUCUUGCUGGACCACAACUACGUCAGCAAGAUCGGUGACGUCGGUCUCUCCACCAUGCUUCAUUCGGACAUCACCAUGUACAAAGACACCGCCCCGGUUGGAACCCUCUGUUACAUCGACCCAGAAUACCAGCGAACCGGUCUGAUCUCCCCCAAAUCAGACGUCUAUGCACUCGGGAUGGUGAUUCUGCAGCUGCUCACUGGGAAGCCAGCCAUGGCGUUAGCACACCUGGUGGAAAGAGCCAUGGAAGAAGGCCAGCUGGCUCGUGUUCUGGACUUGGGAGCUGGGAACUGGCCAGUGGAUGAGACCGAGGAGAUCGCGAAGCUGGGACUUAGUUGUGCUGAACUUCGACGGAAGGACAGGCCAUGUUUGAAAGAUGGCGUGCUUCCUGCGUUGGAGAGAUUGAAAGAAGUUGGCGAGAGAGCUCGAGAGCGAGCUCUGUCGAAUCCAGCUGGCUCGAGCUCGCAUUCGCUGCCUCCGAACCACUUUGUGUGUCCAAUACUUAAGGAAGUGAUGAAGGAGCCUUGUGUUGCUGCAGAUGGGUACACUUAUGAACGCGAAGCCAUUGAGAGAUGGCUGCAGGAGAAUGAGAAAUCUCCAAUGACCAACGUAGCAUUGUCGAAUAAGAACUUGUUACCAAAUUACACCAUUUUGGCUGCUAUUGUAGAGUGGAAGUCUAAGUGAUUAAAACAAGGCGACGAUUGUAGUCUGUAGAGUUGAAUGAAACUUAACACAGCCUGUUCAUAGGAAUAAUUAAUGGGUUCAAUGAGUAAUACAUCAAACAAGAGCUUUGUCUCAAAUUCAUGUUGCUCAUAUCGAUUAGAUGUGUGCUAAAAGGGGUGUGUGACCCAAAUUAGUUAAGAAGUAAAGAGUAAGGUUACAUACCCUAUACAAAUGUGAGAUUCUAACAUACUACUCGAGGUUGAAUGUGGGUCGUCUAUAUGUUGUGCCAAAAUGCAAUGUCGAUGAUUGUCAUUCCUUCAGUCAGGUUAAUUUGAGGCCUUUCGCCACACCUUUUAAUUCA